Messenger RNA from Condylura cristata (star-nosed mole), 1343 nucleotides. It is a transcript of the gene UGCG, whose product is annotated as UDP-glucose ceramide glucosyltransferase. NCBI's taxonomy places the organism in Eukaryota, Metazoa, Chordata, Mammalia, Eulipotyphla, Talpidae. Bases 1 to 1266 code for a protein of 421 amino acids. Gene Ontology annotation, cellular component: membrane. Gene Ontology annotation, molecular function: ceramide glucosyltransferase activity. The transcript is spliced from 9 exons. Gene Ontology annotation, biological process: glucosylceramide biosynthetic process. The record is from RefSeq and is a predicted model, not a curated record.
AUGGCGAGUUCCAUCCCCAUCCAGGGAAUCCAGGUGUCUACCAUCAGGCAUGCGCACCUCAAACCCACGCUCCUGAGCACCUCCUGCAUUAGUACUGUCAAGACCACAGGUGAUAGCCAGAGUCCAGUGCUGCAAAAGCCGGAGCGUGCUUCCUAUACCCUCCACUCACACUUUCUUAGCCGAUUACACCUCAAUAAGAAGGCAACAGACAAACAGCCAUACAGCAAGCUCCCAGGGGUGUCUCUUCUGAAACCACUGAAAGGAGUAGAUCCGAAUCUCAUCAACAACUUGGAAACAUUCUUUGAACUGGAUUAUCCCAAAUAUGAAGUUCUCCUUUGUGUACAAGAUCAUGAUGAUCCAGCCAUUGAUGUAUGCAAGAAGCUUCUUGGAAAAUAUCCAAAUGUUGAUGCUAGAUUAUUUAUAGGUGGCAAAAAGGUUGGCAUUAAUCCCAAAAUUAAUAAUUUAAUGCCAGGAUAUGAAGUUGCAAAGUAUGAUCUUAUAUGGAUUUGUGAUAGUGGAAUAAGAGUAAUUCCAGAUACACUCACCGACAUGGUUAACCAAAUGACAGAGAAAGUAGGCUUAGUUCAUGGACUGCCAUAUGUAGCAGACAGACAGGGCUUUGCAGCCACAUUAGAGCAGGUGUAUUUUGGAACUUCCCAUCCAAGAUCCUAUAUCUCUGCCAAUGUGACUGGUUUCAAGUGUGUGACAGGAAUGUCUUGUUUAAUGAGAAAGGAUGUGUUAGAUCAAGCGGGAGGGCUUAUUGCCUUUGCUCAGUACAUUGCUGAAGAUUACUUUAUGGCCAAAGCAAUAGCUGACCGAGGCUGGAGGUUUGCGAUGUCUACUCAAGUUGCAAUGCAAAACUCUGGCUCAUACUCAAUUUCUCAGUUUCAGUCCAGAAUGAUCAGAUGGACCAAAUUGCGAAUCAAUAUGCUUCCUGCUACAAUAAUUUGUGAGCCAAUUUCAGAAUGCUUUGUCGCCAGUUUAAUUAUCGGAUGGGCAGCGCACCAUGUAUUCAGAUGGGAUAUUAUGGUAUUUUUCAUGUGUCAUUGCCUGGCAUGGUUUAUCUUUGACUACAUUCAACUCAGGGGUGUCCAGGGUGGCACACUGUGUUUUUCAAAACUUGACUAUGCCGUAGCGUGGUUCAUCCGUGAGUCCAUGACAAUAUACAUUUUUUUGUCGGCACUAUGGGACCCUACGAUAAGCUGGAGAACUGGUCGCUACAGAUUACGCUGUGGAGGUACAGCAGAGGAAAUCCUAGACGUCUAACUACAGCUUUGUGACUGUCCAUAAAGAAAAAAAAAAGUAUUAUAAAUUAUGUUUAUAUAAAUGCUUUUAAAGAUCUA